CAACUUCUAGUUCACUUCUCUACUUCGUAUUUCACAUUGUGCAAUUAUUGCAUGACACAAUAUUGCGAUUUUGAGCAACUUCAAGUUCUUUUCACUGCAGGUUUUGAGGAAAAUUCACAGGAGACAUCAUGGGAAAGAACAAGAAAAAGGGACCUCAACCUUCACACGCAGAGAUGAUGGUGAUGACUGUUUCUGACAUUGUCAACCAACUCAUCGUGGCCCACGAGCAAAGCAAAGAUGUCAAUUUAAACAGGAUGAAGAGUCUGACAUCCCAGAAGUAUGGCCUGUCAUCCCAACCCAGACUUGUGGACAUUAUUGCCGCAGUACCCUCAACACACAAAAAGGUUCUUAUUCCUAAGCUGCGGGCGAAACCAAUCCGUACUGCCAGUGGGAUUGCAGUUGUAGCAGUGAUGUGCAAGCCCCACAGAUGUCCACACAUCAACAUGACGGGCAAUAUUUGUGUCUACUGCCCUGGUGGACCAGACUCUGACUUUGAAUAUUCAACACAGUCAUACACUGGAUAUGAGCCAACAUCCAUGCGUGCUAUCAGAGCAAGAUAUAACCCCUAUCUACAAACAAGGCAUAGGGUUGAUCAGCUGAAGCAGCUUGGUCACAGCGUGGACAAAGUGGAGUUUAUCGUCAUGGGUGGUACAUUUAUGUCACUGUCCGAGGAGUACAGAGAUUACUUCAUACGUAAUCUGCAUGACGCUCUGUCGGGGCACACCAGCGACAGCGUUUCUGAGGCAGUCAAGUACUCGGAGAGAAGCCUGACAAAAUGCAUUGGAAUCACCAUAGAGACGAGACCAGACUACUGUCUCAAAAGACACAUCAGUGACAUGUUGAAUUACGGCUGCACUCGUCUUGAGAUCGGAGUCCAGAGUGUUUAUGAAGAUGUAGCAAGGGAUACCAAUCGCGGACACACAGUUCAGGCCGUCUGUGAAUCCUUCAAUUGGUGUAAAGACGCUGGCUUUAAGGUGGUGACUCACAUGAUGCCGGAUCUUCCCAACGUAGACAUGGAGAGGGACAUCGAGCAGUUCAUCGAAUAUUUUGAAAACCCGGCAUUCAGAUCUGACGGGCUGAAACUCUACCCGACCCUCGUGAUCCGGGGCACAGGGUUGUAUGAGCUGUGGAAGACGGGACGAUACAAGAGCUACCCACCGGGCAUGCUCAUUGACCUUGUUGCUAGGAUACUUGCCUUGGUGCCGCCCUGGACCAGAGUAUACAGAGUGCAAAGAGAUAUCCCGAUGCCCUUAGUCAGUUCGGGUGUGGAGCACGGCAAUCUCCGUGAGCUUGCUCUCGCUCGUAUGAAGGACCUUGGAACACAGUGUCGGGAUGUCAGAACCAGAGAGGUUGGAAUACAAGAGAUUCAUCAUAAAGUCAAACCAUAUGAGGUUGAGCUGAUCCGUCGGGAUUACUAUGCAAACGGAGGUUGGGAGACCUUCCUGUCCUACGAGGACCCAGAACAAGAUAUUCUGAUCGGACUUCUCAGACUCAGGAAAUGCUCUGAUCAGACGUUCAGACCAGAGACUAAAGGAGGUGUCUCCAUCGUGCGAGAGCUACAUGUCUAUGGCAGUGUGGUUCCGGUUAGUUCCAGAGAUCCGAGUAAGUUCCAGCAUCAGGGUUUUGGAACCUUACUGAUGGAUGAGGCAGAGAGGAUUGCCGUGGAGGAGCACGGGGCAUCCAAGAUUGCCGUCAUCUCAGGUGUUGGAACGAGGAACUACUACCGAAAGCUUGGGUAUGAGCUCGAUGGUCCCUACAUGUCCAAGCUGUUAUGACAUCAUCGUUGUUAAUCAUGAAGCAUCGUCACAGGAACAUUUAUGUUGUUAUGGCAACAAAUGAAUACAAGUACAUAGGGAAUGCUACAGCGUGACAAGCGUCUACUCAAAACCAGAUCAUGUGAUCAUACUUCUAAGAGCAAUGGAUUGUUUUAAUAUUCAGUCAUAAAUACCAGACAGUUAACCCAUUCCAAUUGGUCGGGAGCGUGUCACAUGGGUGGUCUUAAACCGCCAUUCAUAAAUACCUAAGAAAGUUUACCCAUUCCUAUUGGUCGAGAGCCCGUCACAUGGCCGGUCUUAAAUGGAUGAUAAAGACAUAGCUAGCUGGUCUUAAACACUUUUCCAGUGUCCCAUGA
Molecule: messenger RNA, 2131 nt
Organism: Patiria miniata (bat star)
Lineage: Eukaryota; Metazoa; Echinodermata; Asteroidea; Valvatida; Asterinidae
Gene: elp3
Product: elongator complex protein 3
Exons: 15
Coding region: 129-1775 (548 amino acids)
Biological process (GO): tRNA wobble base 5-methoxycarbonylmethyl-2-thiouridinylation
Cellular component (GO): cytoplasm; nucleus; elongator holoenzyme complex
Molecular function (GO): iron-sulfur cluster binding; acyltransferase activity, transferring groups other than amino-acyl groups
Source: RefSeq, a predicted model, not a curated record